Molecule: messenger RNA, 979 nt
Organism: Pseudopipra pipra
Lineage: Eukaryota; Metazoa; Chordata; Aves; Passeriformes; Pipridae
Product: olfactory receptor 14J1-like
Exons: 1
Coding region: 87-920 (277 amino acids)
Biological process (GO): G protein-coupled receptor signaling pathway
Cellular component (GO): membrane
Molecular function (GO): G protein-coupled receptor activity; olfactory receptor activity; odorant binding
Source: RefSeq, a predicted model, not a curated record
UCUUCCUGGCCAUCUCCCUGGCUGCCCUCCUGGCCAACAGCCUCAUCCUCAGCGCCGUAGCCUGUGACCACCACCUGCACACCCCCAUGGGCUUCUUCCUGCUCAACCUCUCCCUCACAGACCUGGGCUGCAUCUGCACCACUGUCCCCAAAGCCAUGCACAAUUCCCUCUGGAACACCAGAAUCAUCUCCUACAUGGGAUGUGCUGCACAGGCCUUUUUCUUUUAUUUCUUCAUGUCAGCAGAGUUUUCCCUCCUCACCAUCAUGUGCUACGACCGCUACGUUGCCAUCUGCAAACCCCUGCACUACGGGACCCUCCUGGGCAGCAGAGCUUGUGCCCACAUGGCAGCAGCUGCCUGGGCCACUGGCUUUCUCAAUGCUCUGCUGCACACAGCCAAUACAUUUUCCCUGCCCCUGUGCCAGGGCAAUGCCCUGGGCCAGUUCUUCUGUGAAAUCCCACACAUCCUCAAGCUCUCCUGCUCACACUCAGGCUACCGCAGGGAAAUUGGGCUCAUUGUGGUUAGUGUCUCUUUAGGACUUGGCUGUUUUGUUUUCAUUGUUUUCUCCUAUGUGCAGAUCUUCAGGGCUGUGCUGAGGAUCCCCUCUCAGCAGGGACAGCACAAAGCCUUUUCCACGUGCCUCCCUCACCUGGCUGUGCUCUCCCUGUUUGUCAGCACUGCCACAUUUUCUGACCUGAAGCCCCCUUCUAUCUCCUCCCCAUCCCUGGACCUGGUGGUGUCAGUUCUGUACUCGGUGGUGCCUCCAGCACUGAACCCCCUCAUCUACAGCCUCAGGAACCAGGAGCUCAAGGAUGCCCUGAGAAAAAUGAUGACUGGAUGCUUUUCAAGAGCAACAACCUGCCUUUUUUCUUCUGUACAACACUCAUUGUGUAACCCUUUACUGGCCCAGCCUGCUUUCUAAAGCUUUUGAGAGUGGUGGUGGGGGCCAUUUCCUACAUUUUUUCCUCUUUUAAUGUUGUU